Messenger RNA from Lutzomyia longipalpis, 1756 nucleotides. RefSeq names its product serine palmitoyltransferase 1 (gene Spt-I). Gene Ontology annotation, biological process: sphingosine biosynthetic process; ceramide biosynthetic process. The coding region runs from base 209 to 1624 and encodes 471 amino acids. The transcript has 4 exons. Gene Ontology annotation, molecular function: pyridoxal phosphate binding; serine C-palmitoyltransferase activity. The record is from RefSeq and is a predicted model, not a curated record. NCBI's taxonomy places the organism in Eukaryota, Metazoa, Arthropoda, Insecta, Diptera, Psychodidae. Gene Ontology annotation, cellular component: endoplasmic reticulum.
AGCUUACCGGUGAUUUUUUUCAGUGAUUCAUUCAUAAGCGCGUGAGGGCUCGUCCAAGAGAAAAGUGAGCAAAAAACGUGAAUUUCGGGGAUUAAUUUGUGCUGUGAGCUAUGCAGUGAGGAGGAAGUGAAGUGCAGGAAGUGAAUUUAAAAGGAAGAAUUUGAAUUUUCUUUGUAAUUUCCUCCGAAAAAUAAAAAGUAAAACGGAAAUGGUGAACAUGCCGUAUAUUUUCUACGAGAUUCUUGAUAUUUUCCACAAGGCAUCAUUCUUUGCCCUUUCGCUGCAAGCUGUGCUGGUGAUCUUGGUGAUUUGGUUGAUUUUGCACAAGAACAAGAACAACGAGAAGACCAAGAAUCUCACGGCGCAGGAGAAGGCUGACCUCAUUGCCAAUUGGAAUCCGGAGCCUCUUGUGGGGGACACCCCAUUGGAUCACCCAUCGCUUAGCCCACGCCUCGUGACAAGUCGUGUGGGGAAGAGGAUCACUGUGGAUGGGUGGGAUUGCUUGAAUCUGGGCACACACAACUAUUUGGGGCUCCUGGAGGAUGAUGGCAUCCAGGAGGAUGCUAUACGGAGUCUCAAGAAGUACGGCGUUGGCUCAUGCGGGCCUCGUGGCUUCUACGGCACCACCGACGUUCACCUGGAGCUUGAGGAGAAACUCGCGCAGUUCAUGGACAUGGAGGAAGCCGUGGUGUACUCGUACGGAUUCUCCACCAUUGCCAGUGCAAUCCCAGCCUAUGCUAAGCGCACGGACAUCUGUUUUGUCGAUGAAGCAGCAAAUUUUGCUAUUCAGAAGGGUUUAGACGCCUCCCGGUGCACGGUGAUCUACUUCCGGCACAAUGACAUGAAGGAUCUCGAGGAGAAGCUCAUUGAGCACACCCGUCAGGCGGCAAAGAACCCAAAGAAAGCCGCCAAAACGCGUAAAUUCCUCAUUGCUGAGGGGAUUUACAUGAAUACCGGUGAAAUGUGCCCCCUGGCGGACCUUGUGGCGCUGCGGAAGAAGUACCAGUUGCGCUUCUUCCUGGAUGAGAGUAUAACAUUCGGAACGAUGGGAGCCACGGGGAGGGGCUUGACGGAGCACUUGGGGAUCGAUAGGGCGGAAAUUGAUCUCAUUUCCGCCACCCUUGAGUGGGCUGUUGGUACAAUUGGGGGCUUCUGUGUUGGUUCGUCAUUUAUUGUGGACCAUCAGAGGCUCUCGGGGCUGGGGUAUUGCUUCUCAGCUAGUUGCCCACCCCUCCUGACACGAGCAGCUGUGAGUGCUCUUGAGAAAUUUGACAAAGAACCGGAACUCUUUGCGGAGAUCCAGGAAUGCUCCCGGAAGCUACAGAGGAAACUUGAAGAUUUGUCGGUGCUGCGUCUCCGGGGGGAUCCCAUUUCACCCGUAAAGCAUCUCUAUGUGCGCGAGGAGAAAGCAACAAAGGCGGAGGAUGCCCUAUUGACGGAAAUUGUGGACAAGUGCAUCACCAAAGGGUUGUGCCUCGUCAAGGCGCAGUAUUUGCAGCAUAUUGAGAAGAAAUGCCCCCGUCCAAGUAUCCGGAUCUCUGUCAAUCGUCUCCUGACAGAUGAGGACAUGGCAUUCACGUUCAGGACGCUUGAGAGCAUCAGCAAGGAAGUCCUUUUGCAGUAGAGAACCAAAAAAAAAGUUUAAAACUUUCUCUUGCACCGCAUUAGAUCAUCUCACGCGCCUUCCAGUCUCUUGAAAUUUAUUCCAGUUUUUUUUUGCAAUUUUUCAAAUAUAUUUACGAUUUUCUCUCACGAA